AUGGGAGGUAAAUCAAAAGGUAAAAGAUCAGGAACAAGAUAUAAGUUUUCCCAAGGUUUUCGUAAACAUGGAGAAUGUACUGCCAAUAAAUAUUUGGAAAAAAUAAAUUAUGGAGAUUAUAUUGAUAUAGUAUGUGAUUCUUCUCAACAAAAAGGUAUGCCAUUUAAUUUCUAUCAUGGAAGAACAGGAAAAGUUUUUCAUAUUACAAAAAGAGGUGUUGGUGUUUUAGUCAAUAAAAGAGUUAGGCAUCGAAUUAUUCAAAAAAAAGUUUGUGUAAGAAUUGAGCAUGUAAGAAAAUCUCGAUGUAAUGAAGAUUUUAUUUUAAGAAAAAAAAAAAAUCAACAAUUAAUUAAAGAAGCAAAAUUAAAAAAUGAACAUGUAUCAGUUAAAAGAAAAACCGAAGGACCUAAACCAGCUGCCAUGAUUAAAGUACCUCCAUCAAAAUUAAUUACUGUCGAACCAUUACCAUUCUAUGAAGAAUAUUAA
Molecule: messenger RNA, 486 nt
Organism: Plasmodium vinckei vinckei
Lineage: Eukaryota; Apicomplexa; Aconoidasida; Haemosporida; Plasmodiidae
Product: 60S ribosomal protein L21, putative
Exons: 1
Coding region: 1-486 (161 amino acids)
Biological process (GO): translation
Cellular component (GO): cytosolic large ribosomal subunit; ribosome
Molecular function (GO): structural constituent of ribosome
Source: RefSeq, a predicted model, not a curated record